This is a messenger RNA of Vigna unguiculata (cowpea), 804 nucleotides long. RefSeq lists its product as uncharacterized. The record is from RefSeq and is a predicted model, not a curated record. NCBI's taxonomy places the organism in Eukaryota, Viridiplantae, Streptophyta, Magnoliopsida, Fabales, Fabaceae.
UGAAUUGUGGCUACUGUAUCACUUAUGAGUUGCAAGUGGUAGACUUAUUUUUACCUAUGAUUUCACUCUAACUCUGUUGUUUUUAUCAUAGUCAAUUAAUAUGCAAGUGGCUAUUGUUUUUUCACUUAUGUUUUUACCUAUAUUCUCGAUUAAUUUCUUUAUUAUUAGACAUGGAUUAUGAUGCAGAAAAUACAUUUGAACAGAUUCCUCAAGGAGAUAAUGGGAAAGGAAGUAACCUCCGAAAAUAAAAUGAAAUUGGCUGCAAAGGAUGAAGGGAAUGAUCAUCAUUUGGAUAUACCUAAAGUUAAAUCAAGCAAAGAAUUGCUUAGGAGGCUCCAAGUCAAACGUGAAAAAGGAAGCACUGUUGUGGCAACUAAGGCACCUUUGAUUGUCCCUAAUGGACAAUUUAAUUUGUCCAAUUUUGAAGUUAGAAGCCAGAAUAAGAACACUCUUAGUUCUAGUGUGGAACCACCUAUAAAACCUAGUCAAAAUAUGGUGACAGUGGAAGUUAUGAACGGUAAAAGGAAAGGACCAUUUCUGAGCAAUAAGGAAACAGUACAAACCAUUAAUGAGUCAAGAGCAAAGAUAAGGGCCAUUUCAAGAUCUUUGAUUGCAAUUCAAGCUAAGAAGAAUGCAAAAAACAAGGUAAACACACUAGGUGAAAAAAGUAAGUCAAAUCCUGAAUUGAUUAAAGCUAGCUUACAAGAAGUUGGGAAUUCAAAUGCUAAACAGCAGCCCCCUAAAAAGGGAAAAUCGGGAGAUGUGAGUUCUAAGAGGACUCAAAAUUUCAUGGGGAAUGGAUGA